This is a messenger RNA of Nyctereutes procyonoides (raccoon dog), 2918 nucleotides long. It is a transcript of the gene GGT5, whose product is annotated as gamma-glutamyltransferase 5. Gene Ontology annotation, biological process: glutathione catabolic process. The record is from RefSeq and is a predicted model, not a curated record. Bases 889 to 2601 code for a protein of 570 amino acids. The transcript is spliced from 13 exons. Gene Ontology annotation, molecular function: glutathione gamma-glutamate hydrolase. NCBI's taxonomy places the organism in Eukaryota, Metazoa, Chordata, Mammalia, Carnivora, Canidae.
AGGUCCCAUUUCUUGUGGGGCCAGUGGCACUUCCUAGUGUUGACCACCAGGCGGCGUCGCAGCCCUGGGGUUCACUUGUGCAGAGAGCGGCCAGCUGAUGCUUGUAACCCUGCUACCCCUCCAGCCUGGCGGGGGUGCCAUCUGCUCACACUGUGGAGGACACACGGAGGUGGACCUCCAGUCUGGAGAGUGGGAUUGGGCAAGAGGCUGGAGCAAGACGUCUUGGUCGGAGCCAGGCCUGGGGGGAGUUUCCAAGCACAAACCCAGAAUGAAACCCAAGCUGUGAUCAGCUCCAGAAGGAGGCCCAGUUCUCAGGGAACAGUGAACUGGAAGAGGUCCCCAGAUCCCAAGGGUCAGGGCUUGGAGUGGUGAGCGGCUGGAGAGCGCAGCCCAGCCAGAGGGGCCUGGCGAGGAGCAGCUGCCGCCUCCUUCCCCAUGAGCCCGCCCCUCCCUCCUUCCCCCAGAGUCUGCAAACUCCUGUACUCCUGUCAUGUCUGGCUGAGGAGCUCUGAAAGGCUGGCGGGUGUGGGCAGGGGAGGAGGGAUCACAGCCUGAUGGCCAGAUAGCCCCCUGACCAGGGAGCAUCAGCAGGGACCCCUGAGGGCAGGGGCACAGGAGCCAGGGGAGGCCAGGUCUGGGCUCUCCUUCAUGAGACAGGAAAACUUGGCGAUUCUAAAGGGCCCACAGGAAGCAGGGUUCUGUGUCUGCAGUGUCUGGGCCCUGUGCCCUGGAAGGCGGUACCUCUGGGUCCCCCGGGGACAGGAUGGAGGCUGGGCUGGUGGGGUGUGUCAAUCUCCUCAGCCUUCAUUUUGGCCCUAGAGGAAAGGCCAUGUUUGCAGGAGAGAAGACUGAAGCCUGAGGGGUUAGUCUUGCUCCGGGUGGAGAGUCAUGGCCCAAGGCCACAAGGCCACAGUCAGCAUGGUCCUGCUGGGGUUGGGGCUGGCCCUGGCCAUCACUGUGUCCGCUGUGGUCCUCUCUCGCCGCCAUGCCCGCUGCGGGCCCCAGGCCUUUGUCCAUGCCGCGGUUGCCGCUGACUCCAAGGUCUGCUCAGACAUUGGGCGAGCCAUCCUCCAGAAGCGUGGCUCACCCGUGGAUGCCACCAUCGCGGCUCUGGUCUGCACCGGAGUCGUUCACCCUCAGAGCAUGGGCCUGGGCGGAGGAGUCAUCUUCACCAUCUACAAUGCAACCACGGGGAAGGUGGAAGUCAUCAAUGCCAGGGAGACAGUGCCCACCAACUACAUCCCAGAUCUGCUGGACCAGUGUGAGCAGGCCCAGCCACUGGGCACAGGGGCCCAGUGGAUCGGAGUGCCCGGUGAGCUCCGCGGCUACGCAGAGGCCCACCGCCGCCACGGCCGCCUGCCCUGGGCACAGCUGUUCCGGCCCACCAUCGCCCUGCUCCGAGGGGACUACCGCAUGCCCUCCGUCCUCAGUCAGUUCCUGCAGAAUGACUUCCUCAGGCCUUCCUUAUCCAAGACGUCCCUGAGGCAGCUCUUUUUCAACGGCACAGAACCCCUGAGGGCUCAGGACCCAUUCCCCUGGCCCGCACUGGCCGCCACCCUGGAAACCGUGGCCACAGAGGGUGCAGAGGCCUUCUACACGGGGACGCUGGGCCAGACGCUGCUGGAGGACAUUGCCAACCAAGGCAGCCGGCUGACCCGGCAGGACCUGGCUUCGUUCCAGCCCGAGGUGGUGGAGGCCCUGGCGAUGCCCCUGGGGAGCUACACCCUAUACUCACCGCCGCCGCCUGCAGGGGGCGCGAUUCUCAGCUUCGUCCUCAAUGUGCUCAGAGGGUUCAACUUCUCCUCGGAGUCGGUGGUCAGGCCCGAGGGGAGUGUGAACUUGUACCAUCACCUUGUGGAGACGCUCAAGUUUGCUGGGGGACAGAGGUGGCGGCUGUGGGACCCCCGCAGCCACCUGGAGAUCCAGAACGCUUCCCAGGACCUGCUGGGAGAGGCUUUGGCCCAGCAUAUCCGCCAGCAGAUCGACACUCGGGGUGACCACCAGCUCAGCCACUACGGCCUGGAUGGGCCCUCGGGCCACAGGAUGGGCACGUCGCAUGUGUCUGUGCUGGCGGAGGAUGGCAGUGCUGUGGCAGCCACCAGCACCAUCAACACACCCUUUGGAGCAAUGCUGUACUCACCACGCACAGGCAUCCUCCUCAACAACGAGCUUCUGGACUUAUGCUGGAGGCGCCCCCUGGGCUCGAAAGUCACCCCCCAACCUGUUCCAGGUGAGCGGCCUCCAUCAUCCAUGGUUCCCUCCAUCUUCAUCAACACAGCCGAGGGGUCAAAGCUGGUGAUAGGCGGGGCCGGUGGGGAGCUCAUCAUCUCUGCUGUGGCACAGGUUAUUAUAAAGAAGUUGUGGCUUGGCUUUGACCUGAGGACUGCCAUUGCAGCCCCUAUCCUACAUGUCAACAGCAAUGGCCAAGUGGAAUAUGAACCCAACUUCAGCCAGGAGGUGCAGAAGGGGCUCCAGGACAGGGGCCACAACCAGACUGAGAGGCUCUUCUUCCUGAACGUGGUCCAGGCCGUGUCCCAGGACGGGGCCUGUGUGUAUGCCGCAGCGGACCCGAGAAAAGGUGGGGAGGCCUCAGGCUACUGAGCAGACUGCUCCUGAGAGCUGCAGUCUGGCCCCCCAUCAGCCUGUGCGCAGGCUGGCCUUGGCCACAGGACCAAGCAUUCGAGCAGGAUCUGGACCCUUCGGCAGAGGGUUGGCCUGAGGCUGCAAGAGGUGUGGACAGCUUGAAAGUCGGAUGACUGUGAGGGAUGAGCCAUCUCCCAGAGCCCCUUGCAGCCCUUCCCUGGCCCCCCAAGCCUUCACUAAGCCUCUCACCCAGGACUGUGGCCCACCUUCCCCCCAGGCCACACUCCCCAUCUGUAUACCCUUUAGUCCAAGAUUAAAGAGCAGGGUGGACCUCA